Messenger RNA from Triticum aestivum (bread wheat), 894 nucleotides. Its product is annotated as transcription factor APG-like. The transcript has 3 exons. The record is from RefSeq and is a predicted model, not a curated record. Gene Ontology annotation, molecular function: protein dimerization activity. Gene Ontology annotation, cellular component: nucleus. The coding region runs from base 233 to 856 and encodes 207 amino acids. NCBI's taxonomy places the organism in Eukaryota, Viridiplantae, Streptophyta, Magnoliopsida, Poales, Poaceae.
CUUGGAGUUUGCAUUUUGUUUUUCGUUUUUUUCACAUAUUUUUCCAACUUGUGUUCUCCAUUUUACUCAACUCUUUUCUGCAAGCACUGAAACGGCGCGACAAUAAAAACGGCCGUGCGCACGCACCAAUCAUGCCGAUGCCAGAGGCUGCGCUAAUCUAGCCCAGCAUGCGCACGCAAUUCGUAUCUCCGCUUGACUCUCUCAUCACCAUCAUCAUCGUCAGGACACAAGCAUGGGGAGCGAUUCAAGCGGGAGGAGGAAGGCGGCAGCGGCACCAGCGUCAGCAUCGGGAAGGCCAAACAGGACAAGGCCGUCUCAUCACUCAGAGACGCACAGCAGUCCGGAAAAGAGGCGAAGGUGCAAGAUCAGUGACCGGCUGAGGGCCCUGCAGCAGCUCGUCCCUGGGUGCGAUAAGGUCGGCUCAGACUCGGUGCUCGCCCGGUUUCUGAAUUUCACUACUAACCAGGAGUCGACGCUGGAGCAGACGAUCAAGUACAUGAAGUCGCUGCAGCAGCAGGUCCAGGCAAUGAACGUGAGGCCAACACAAGCCCUGUACCCCAUCGUGGCGACGGCAUCGGCGCCGGCCGUCAUGGUGCCGCCCGCCGCCGGAGGACCUGUCCCGCUCCUGCCUGCAGGGAUGGCUCCGUUCGGGGCCAUGCUCCCGUGCCCACCUUUACCUUACCACGCCGUGAUGGUGCCAGCACCGGUGGCGGCGCCACCAUUGUGCCAUCCACAGCCGACAGCCCCCGCUGCUCCAGUACCAAAACGCCUCCACGGAGCAGCAUUGCAACGAGGGGCAAGGGAGGAGAAGAUUGUGAGGCAGAAUCAAGCCACUCGGAUGGAAUGGCUAGCCUAGCUCUAGUGAUCGUCUCGGGUUUAUAUUUGAAAUCUUGC